Molecule: messenger RNA, 1209 nt
Organism: Fibroporia radiculosa
Lineage: Eukaryota; Fungi; Basidiomycota; Agaricomycetes; Polyporales; Fibroporiaceae
Exons: 10
Coding region: 1-1209 (402 amino acids)
Biological process (GO): polysaccharide catabolic process
Molecular function (GO): chondroitin hydrolase activity
Source: RefSeq, a predicted model, not a curated record
AUGUUUGUUCUAGGACCGAGCCUACUGUCUCUGGCCCUCGACUCUAGCUUGUCUUUGUGCGCUCCCCCUAGGGAACUGUAUUCUCCUCUGCUUACAGAGAAGAUACUGCAGACCGCACUGGCUUCCCGUGCCACACAAUAUCCUCAGUACACGGACCGUGUCGCAGGCGAUUGGCUCUAUUUUGCGCCGGAUACUUGGACAUCGGGCUUCUUUCCUGCAACGCUGUAUGCUAUGUACACCCGUGCAAGACUUUGUAAUUGGGAUACGGAAAAUGCGACGCAAUGGCUAACACUUGGUCGUCAAUGGAGCACAGCAGAGGUGCCGCUCGAGAGCAACAAUAGCGUAGGACAUGACGUUGGGUUUCUGAGCUAUCCAUUUGUGGAGGAGCUUGUGAUAAAUCCGCACAAUGAGACGGCUAUUUCUGCAGUGAAUCGGUUUGCGUCCGACCUUGCAGCACGGUUCAGCUCUGUUGUAGGCUGCACGAGGAGCUGGGACACACCAAAUCCCAUUGAUUUUCAAGUCAUCAUCGACAAUAUGAUGAACCUUGAGGUCCUCUUUGUUUCUGCUGGUUUAACGGGCAACAACACCCUACGAGAGAUAGCCAUUUCUCAUGCCAAUAAGACCAUGCGGAAUCACAUCCGACCAGAUGGUGCGUCUGUGUAUAGACCUUUCCAGCAGAAGACGUGGAUUGAGAGUGAUGUGAUUGCAAAAUUUACAGCCCAAGGCUACGCCAACUGGAGCACUUGGAGCCGUGGCCAAGCCUGGGGUAUCUAUGGCUUCUCAAAUAUGUACAAGCACACCGGUCAUUUGGAUUACUUGACCACUGCAAGACGCAUGGCAGCUUAUUUUCUCACACACCUGCCUACGGAUGGAAUUGUGCCAUGGGAUUUCAAUGCGCCGCUCGAUCCGCCCCGACCGGCGGAUUCCUCUGCGGCGAUGAUUGCAGUGAAUGGACUCAUGCUCUUAUCGCAGCAAGAGCGAUCUCUUUCUCCAGCAAAUGAUACGGGAGCAUCCUACUAUCAAAAUGCUGCUAUGCAACUUCUCCGUGAUAAUACCCAGUUGGCUUGGCGGCCGGAGUGGCAAAGCCUGCUGGCCAACGGCACAGUGGACAACCCUCAAGGAAACAACUUGACUGGGAUUGUGUACGGAGACUACUUCUUUGUGAAGGCAGGGAAUGACUUGCUAUCGAUGGGCGUGGCGUCGUGUUGA